UUCAAGUUACAUCUUGCUAAUCUACACUACAUUAAUCUGUUUAGUAUAUUGUGAACUUUUAUUGAUUAAAAUAAUUAAAAUAUCCAGUCAUUAUUUAWACAUAACACAAAUAUACAAACAUACAUCGUUUAAUUAUUUCAAAAAAACCUUCAAUUUCAUCUAACGACGAUGUAAGCUCACAAAAAUUGGCGCUGUGGACAKGGUUCAAAAAGAAAAUAAAUUUGGAAGAAAAUCGAGAAAAUACUUGAAAGUUUUUCAACAUAACUGAAAAUUUUAAUUUUUUUCCUUUCUGCUAAAUUAUAAAAUAAAUUCCGUKAAGAUACAUUCAUUCCGAAUCACCUUUGGAGGCCCGAUUAACUUCCAGUAACUCCAAAGAAAGAAUCCUGCAGGCUGCAGUACGAGACCACUAUACCGAAUCAAUAACAUGGAAAUGCAGGCAUCAUCAACAGUUUCAGUUGCGUUGUUCACACUUUUCAGUGCCUAAACGGACAUUGUCAUCAUGGUAGUAGCCAAUGAAAAUGGUAGCACAUACACGCCAACAGUUGUGGCGCAGGUCCGUUACAUGUUACAAUGGUUUGGUGAGUGGAGCGAAUUGGAACGUGGUGACUUCCUGCCAGUGUUGGUUCACGGGUUCGGGUGUAACAGCAGCGCUGACAAUGGUUUACCGUCAAUCAUGGAAACCCUGUGCAAAGAGGAAGGCCGUCCACUCAGUCUGUUCAAAUGUCGUAUCAAGCUGUUCACCGAAUGGGUCCAGACUUGGUCCGAUGAAGACAAAGACAGCUUCCUGAGCGGCAUACGUUCUAUGGACACAGAUUUUGCAGAGAGAUACGAACAAAAAGCCGUUAACCAUGUUGUGGUCAGCAGCUCAGAACACUGCAAUGGUAUUAAUGGGGAUAAAAAUCCUGAUGAAUUACCGGAAGAAACAAUUUAAAUAAACAACAUUCAUCACAUAUUUAAAAACUCCAUGAUUCCAAUUAAAACUUCAUUGAUAGUUGAAAAGUUUUACUCAGCUAUUCAUUUUGGUAAUGUAUUCUUGCAUAAUGGUUAUUUUAAAUUGAAUCUGUUUUAAAAUAGGUUUUUACAAUCUACAUAUUUUAUAAUAAUAUAAUAUAUUACAAUGCUUAGUACAUUCCAACCUUUCUAUACUUAGGUAGGUAUCUAUAACUUAUACUGUAUAAUACCUAUUGAUUUAUCAUAAAUUGUUACUACUUAUUUUGUAUUUGUGUACACAUCCUUCCUAGAAAAUUUUAAUUAGUUCUAUCACAUUCCAAGAACUGUCUUAUAAUAAUGAUUUUAACAUUUAAUCCAUAUAAAUUUCUU
Messenger RNA from Diuraphis noxia (Russian wheat aphid), 1320 nucleotides. RefSeq lists its product as uncharacterized. The record is from RefSeq and is a predicted model, not a curated record. NCBI's taxonomy places the organism in Eukaryota, Metazoa, Arthropoda, Insecta, Hemiptera, Aphididae.